Molecule: messenger RNA, 2276 nt
Organism: Chara braunii
Lineage: Eukaryota; Viridiplantae; Streptophyta; Charophyceae; Charales; Characeae
Source: the annotation of a GenBank genome assembly
GGAGCAGCAAGAGAAGAUGGCCGCCUUAGUCAAAGAGAACAGGGAGAGGAAAGAACGUGAGAAGCAAGCAAAGUUGAAGGCGAUUGUAGACGAAUAGGCGACGAAGAUGAAGGAAAUAGAGGAGGAGAUGGAGAAAAAGAAGAAGGCUGCUGAAGAAGAAGCGGCAGCAAAAGAAGAAAAAGAAGGAAUAAGGAUUGAAAGCAGAGAAGGGAGUAGUGGCACGAAGAGGGACACAGACGCUGAGAUUGAGAAGAAGAUCAACGAGUGGGUUGCUAAUUUAUCGUUGGGAGAAGAUGACGAGGCGGAGUCGUAUGUGACUGAGGAUGAGAAGGCCGCACUGACCGCUGAGCUGGCAGCCAUGGCGAACCCUAUGGAACGAAGAGAGAGGGAAGCUACAAUGGAAGUUGGGAAUGAAGAGGGAGAAGAGGAUGAGGCGAGAAGAAGUGUAGACAACACCUUGGCACAUUGUUGUCUCAGUGCUCCCGCGUUCGCGCGGUUAGUGAAGAAGGAGCGGUUAGAGGAACAGGUCUUUGUAAUCUAUGUGAGACCUGCCACUGAGGCUAAGGAAGAGGUGACUUCCACAGAUCCAACAAUUGCCAAACUGCUGGAAGAGUUCAAAGAUUUGACCGAGUCGCCGACAAGAGUAGUGCCGCGACCCAUCCGGCACAGGAUAGAGAUAGAGUCUGGCAGUAGAACUCCUAAGGGUGCAGUCUACAGGAUGUCCCCUAGAGAGUUAGAGGAGCUUCGCAAACAGUUAGACGAGCUCCUCGAAAAAGGUUGGAUCAGGCCCAGUUCGUCUCUUUUUGGAGCACCUGUCUUGUUUGUCCCCAAGAAGGAAGGAGAGCUGAGAAUGUGUAUAGACUAUAGGGGUUUGAACGCGAUUGCUGUGAAGAAUGUUGAGCCACUGCCCAGGAUAGACGAUCUUCUAGAUCGGGUGCAGGGUUGUAAGUAUUUCACUAAGAUUGAUUUGAAGUCUGAUUAUCAUCAGAUAGAGGUCCAUCCUGAUGAUCAGUACAAGACUGCCUUCCGGACUAGAUAUGGGCAUUAUGAGUUCAUAGUGAUGCCCUUUGGACUAACCAACGCGCCAGCUACGUUUCAGCGUGGCAUGAAUGAUUUGUUUAGACCCUGGUUAGAUAAGUUUGUAGUAGUUUAUCUAGAUGAUAUUCUAGUUUUCAGUAAGACCCUCCAGGAGCACCAGGGUCAUCUGAGGCAGGUCUUGGAGAAGCUUAGAGAGGCUAACUUCAAGAUCAAUGCGAAGAAGUGCGAGUGGGCCAAGACACAAGUCCUGUACUUGGGCCACGUACUAGACGGAGAUGGCAUUAAGCCAGAGGACAACAAGAUAGCGGCAAUUAGAGAUUGGCCGACGCCCCGCACAUUGACAGAGUUGUUGUCGUUCCUAGGCCUAGCCAACUACUAUAGAAAGUUCGUCAGGAACUUUUCUACUAUCGCCGCUCCCUUGCGCAGGUUGCUUAAGAAAGAGGCAAUCUGGCAAUGGGAUAGAGAUUGUACGUCUGCGCUCAAGAAGUUAAAGCGCGCGUUAAUAGAGUACCCUGUCCUCAAAGUUGCAGAUCCGUCGUUGCCAUUUGUCGUCACCACGGACGCAAGUCAGUAUGGGAUAGGCGCCGUGUUGCAGCAAGAUGACGGCAAUGGUUAUAGACCCGUAGAGUUCAUGUCAGCGAGGAUGCCCUCAGAGAAGGUAGUCACCUCGACGUAUGAGAGGGAACUCUACGCUCUCAGGCAGGCUUUAGAACACUGGAAGCAUUAUCUGCUUGGGAGGCACUUCAAAGUAUACUCAGACCACGAAACUCUUAGAUGGUUAAAGACCCAGGCCAAGAUGACACCUAAGUUAACUACGUGGGCUGCAGAGAUCGACCAACAUGACUUCGAGCUUAAGCCAGUGAAGGGCAAGUACAAUGUAGUUGCGGAUGCUCUAAGUAGAAGAUCAGACUACUUUGGAGCUAUAAUACACUAUCUGGAUAUAGGGAGAGACCUGCAGGAGAAAGUAAAGCAAGCGUAUGCGGAGGACCCUAUCUAUAGCGACCUCCUAAAGAGAGUUAGAGAGGCCCCAGAGACUGAGCCAGAUUACCGCACCACAUACGGGUUGUUGUUUGAGAAAAUUAAUGUGUUUGACCGCCUGUUCAUUCCCAGUAGCGAGGAGAUCCGCAGCCUGAUUUUAGGGGAAUGCCACGAUACCGAGGGACAUUUCGGUUGGCAAAAGACCUUAGCCAACAUGAUGUGUGCGUACACCUAGCUAGGAAUGAAGAAUGACUGCAUAG